AUGCAUAGCCUAGGUCUGGACCAUAUCAACACCAUUGUAAGCAUGGAUGGUUUAGCAUCUGCAUUGUGGCAGCAGGGAAAGCUAGAAGAAGCAGAGAAGCUGGAGACACAGGCCUUAGAAGCAAGGAAGAAGAUUUCAGGCCCAGAGCACCUAGACACAUUGACUGUUAUGAAUAACCUGGGCCUCAUAUUGAAGGAUCUGGGAAAGCUGCAGCAAGCAGAGGAUCUGCAAAGUCAGGAAUUGGGUAUUUGCAAAAAGGCACUAGGGCCUAAGCACCCAAAAACCUUGACUAGCAUCAAUAAUCUGGCUCUUACAUUACAUGAGCAGGGGAAAAUGAAGGAAGCCCAUGAGCUACAGGUACAGGUGUUGGAGGAAUGGAAGAGAGCAAUGGGUCCUGAGCACCUGGACACCCUAUCCAGCAUGAGCAAUCUGGCUCUAACAUUGAAGGAGCUGGGAAGCUUAGGGGAAGCAAAAGAGCUGCAUACAAAGGUGUUGGAGGUGAGGAAAAGGGCACUAGGCCCUGAGCACCCAGACACUUUGAUGAGCAUGGGUAACCUAGCAACUACAUUGUGGCAGCAGGGACAGCCAGAAGAAGCAAAAGAGUUGCACAUGCAGGUGCUGGAGGCAAGGAAAAAGAUACUGGGCCCUCAGCACCUAUUUACCUUGCAGAGCAUGAGCAAUCUAGCAAGCACAUUGUGGCAGCAAAGGAAGUUUGAGGAAGCAGAGGAUCUGGGAACACAGGUGCUGGAGGCAAGACAAAGGAUUCUAGGACCUGAGCACCCAGAUAACUUGACUGACAUGAACAAUCUGGCUCAUAUUCUGUAUGGCAAUGGGAAAAAGGACAAAGCUAUCAGGCUUAUGGAGGACACUGCAACACUACUUGAAAAAGUUCUGGGUAGUCAGCAUCCUCAUACCUUGUUUAGCACAAGGUGCCUGAAGGCUUGGAAAGCAGCUCAGGAAGGGGAGCAGUAG
Molecule: messenger RNA, 972 nt
Organism: Coniophora puteana RWD-64-598 SS2
Lineage: Eukaryota; Fungi; Basidiomycota; Agaricomycetes; Boletales; Coniophoraceae
Product: ATP GTP binding protein
Exons: 1
Coding region: 1-972 (323 amino acids)
Cellular component (GO): kinesin complex
Molecular function (GO): protein binding
Source: RefSeq, a predicted model, not a curated record